Molecule: messenger RNA, 2175 nt
Organism: Volvox carteri f. nagariensis
Lineage: Eukaryota; Viridiplantae; Chlorophyta; Chlorophyceae; Chlamydomonadales; Volvocaceae
Exons: 13
Biological process (GO): phosphatidylinositol-mediated signaling; autophagy of peroxisome; autophagosome assembly
Cellular component (GO): peroxisome; membrane; phagophore assembly site
Molecular function (GO): 1-phosphatidylinositol-3-kinase activity
Source: RefSeq, a predicted model, not a curated record
GGCAGUGGCGGCGGAGGCGGUGGCGGUGGCAUCAUUCGGUUGCUGGACCCGGAGGUGGGCCGUGACAACCCCGCGGAGCUGAAGGCUCAGAAGCUGGCUCGGGGGCUGCAGCGGGGCGUGCUGGACAGGGACCUCAAACCCAACAGCGAGGAGAGGAAGAAACUGCAGGCCAUAUUGAAGCUGCCCCCCAACAAGCCGCUCCAUGCGGAGGAGCGGGCACUGCUGUGGCGCUUCCGUGCCUCCCUCACCGCCGACACCCGGGCCCUGACCAAGUUCCUGCAAUGUGUGGACUGGAGCGACGCGGCGGAGGCCAAGCAGGCUGCCGAGCUGAUGCGGCAAUGGGCCCCCAUCAGCGCCGCUGACGCUCUGGAGCUCCUGUCCCCGGACUUCAGGGCUGAGGUGGUGCGGGAGCAUGCAGUGAAGGCGCUGCAGGUAGAGGUAGAGGUAGAGGAGAGGCGCCAGUACCUGCUACAGCUGGUCCAGGCCCUCCGCUACGAGGCGGCGGACGGCUCCAGGCUGGCCAGCUUCCUGGUGGCCCGGGCGGCGGAGGACCCCGCGCUGGCGAUACAGCUGCACUGGUACCUGUUUUGUGAGCUGGACGACCCGGGGUUCGGUCAGCGGGCUCGGGCCCUGCACAGCUCCCUGCUGGACGCCCUGGAGCGGCGGGCGGGGCCUGUGGGGCUGGCGGUGAAGAACACCAUUCGGAAACAGGUGGACCUGGUGAAGCAGCUCAAGGCGGUGAUCCGGGAGCUCAAGAGCGCCAAGAUCAAGGCUGCUCGCGCCACUGAGCGCCUCCGGGAGAUGAUAUCCGAGUCGGGGCCGUGUGGGGAGCUGACCGCCCUUCGAGUGCCCCUGCCGCUGGACCCAAACAUAGUGCUGGCAGGGAUAGUGCCAAAGGAGUGCGCCGUCUUCAAAUCGGCGAUGAUGCCCCUGAAGCUGUCCUUCCGGAUUGAGGCAGCGCCCUUCAAUUGGCGCGCUCCCCCAACCCCCCCGGCGGCGGAGGGCGGUGUCGGGGGCCCGGGGCUGGCCCGCGGCACAGCGGCCAGUCCGCAUCCGCACCACCACCAACAACAACAUCACCACAUCCUCCUGCCGUGGCAACAUCACCACUCGCCUGUUGGCGGGGCCGCCGGCGGCAGUAGCCACCACAGCGCGGGGGCAGGAAGCAGUAGCAGCGGCCAUCAUCGCCAUCAACACGGGCCAACCGCGGAUCCGCUGUCGCUACUGCCGACGAGGACGGGGAUUGUGCAGGCGCCGGCAGGCGCCGGCGGCGGCAGCGGCUCCGCCGCCGCGGCGGCGGUUACGAGUGCCAGCUCACACCACGGCCAGCACCCGGCAGCGGUGGCGGCGGCCCUGCCGCCGCCGCCGUACGGAGCUCCUGGACCUAUUUUGGACGGUUACCGGUGCUGGCUGAUUUACAAGAAAGGCGAUGACCUCCGACAGGACCACUUCAUCCUCCAGAUGAUCAGCCUGAUGGACCGGAUGUUGAAGCGCGAAAACUUGGACCUGCGCCUUACGCCGUACAAGGUCCUGCCCACAAGCUGUGAUGACGGACUCCUCGAGUUCGUACCGUCCGUACCGCUGUCUGCCGUACUGGCCGAGCAUCGUACCAUCCAUCGCUUCUUGGCGCUCACGCAGGCCGACCCCACGGGACCUUUCGGUCUUCGUGGGGAGGUGGUGGAGACGUUCGUACGCUCCUGCGCCGGCUACUGCGUGAUGACGUACAUACUGGGUGUGGGGGAUCGCCACCUGGAUAACCUCAUGCUCACAAAUGACGGCCGACUCUUCCACAUCGACUUUGGGUAUAUCCUGGGCAACGACCCCAAGCCCUUUCCUCCGCCUAUGAAGCUGUGCAAGGAGAUGAUCGAGGCCAUGGGCGGUCAGGGCAGCGAGUACUACAAGCAGUUCCGUAUGUUCGCGUGCGAGGCCUACAACAUCUUGCGCAAGCGAGCCGAUUUGAUUCUGUCCCUGUUCCACCUGAUGGCGGGAGCCUCGAUAGAGGCCAUCCGGGCGGACCCCGAGAAGGCCAUUCUCAAGCUGCAAGACAAGUUCCGACUGGACUUUGACGAUGAGGCGGCCGUGGAGUGGAUGCAGGGCCUUAUCAACGAGUCAGCUACGGCGCUGCUGCCACAGCUGGUGGAGACAACGCAUCGCUGGGCGCAGUACUGGCGAUGA